UAUAUUUUCUUUUUUUGCUCUUUCCGCUGGUGGGCGGAGAUUCUGCUGACUGGGGUGGUAGACUAGACUACACAGUAAGCUAGUAUUCCCUCCGGGAGUGGGAGGAAGUGCUGCAAGUAAGUUACUAGUCUACUGGAAGGCUGGGCGUUAGAGAUAGGUUCCAUGGGAUUGUUUGUUCUUUUCUUUCUUUCUUUCUUUCUUUCUUUCUUUCUUUCUUUCUUUCUUUCUUUCUUUCUUCUGGUUCUUCUGGUGGGGGGGUUUCUUUUCCCUAGAAAGCUGUGGUUCUGGGUAUGGGUUCGGUUCGGUUCUGGUUCUGGGUCUUGGUUCUGGGUUUGGAUUGUAUUGCAUCGGAUUGAUUUGCAUUGGUCGGGACUUCUCUCUUGUGGUUUACCUGUUGUUAACACCACGAGGAUGUUGAUGUCCACCACACACACACACACGCACCAUGUGGAUGUGGAUGUGGUUAAUUGGGAUUUGUGGGUUCGUAGAACGGGACUCGUGCAAGUGAUGUAUGAGUCAAGUGUCCACGGUGCUGGUCAUGCUUGCUGUUUGGGUCUAUCUCCAUGCCUCAGAGAUGCCGUGCAUUUGUACUGGUGGUAGGUCAGUGGCUUCGGACUUGUGCCGCUGUGCUCG
This is a messenger RNA of Aspergillus aculeatinus CBS 121060, 633 nucleotides long. RefSeq lists its product as uncharacterized. The transcript has a single exon. Bases 163 to 600 code for a protein of 145 amino acids. The record is from RefSeq and is a predicted model, not a curated record. NCBI's taxonomy places the organism in Eukaryota, Fungi, Ascomycota, Eurotiomycetes, Eurotiales, Aspergillaceae.